Messenger RNA from Microthlaspi erraticum, 1398 nucleotides. The record is from the annotation of a GenBank genome assembly. Lineage: Eukaryota; Viridiplantae; Streptophyta; Magnoliopsida; Brassicales; Brassicaceae.
AUGGGAGAUCAUGAUUUCAUCAACUCAGGAAGCUGGUGGAAAGUAUCUUCUUCUUCUUCUGCUUCAUCUACUUCAUCUUCCAUGAGAGCAAGCUCAAUUGAAUCUGGUGUUUUUCAAGAUAAGCUUCAUCAUCAUCAUGAUCAUUCUUUAUCUACUGAUCAACAUCAUCAUAACCAUCACCUUCAGAUGAUUGGUUUAGGGCUUUCUUCACAAUCUCCGGUUGAUCAAUGGAACCAAUCUCUCUUAAGAGGAGAUAGUAAAGCGGAGACAAGCUUUGGAGUGAUGCUUCAAGAGAAUCUCAAUUUAGAUGCGACCUCAAACGCAAACGCUAACACAACGUCAUCAACAUCGUCUUACCACCAGCUACAAGAAUCUGAUUCCUCUCACCACCACCACCAAGCUUUGUGGCGUGAUCCACAGAUCAAUAACAACAACAACGAUUUCAAACCACAGAAUCUGACGACGAGCAGCAACCGCGGUUUUUUCUUAGAUCAUCAGUUUAGUCCUCACGGGAGCUCAAGUACUGACAGUAGCACAGUGACGUGUCAAGGUUUCGCUGUUGACAAUUCCUUGUACGCCACGACAACUCCUAAUUCCUCUUCCGCUGCUAUGUAUCAACAUCAUCAAGCAGCUGGUUUUAAUUUGCCCGGCUCUUCCGACCAACAACAACCGUCGAGGAAUCAGCAGUCGAAUCUCGGGUACUCUCAGUUCGGAUCAUCCACCGGAAACUACGAUCAGAUGGCGUCGGCGUUGCCUUCGACUUGGUUUUUAAGAUCUUCGCCGCCGAAACCACACAGUCCUCUGAGAUUCUCUAACAACGCAACGUUUUGGAACCCUGCUGCGACGGCGGGAAACGCGGGUCCUACUCAUCAUGACGCGUCGUCAAACUUUUUCCCGGCGUUGCAGCCGCCGCAGCUUCACGCGCCGAGUUUUGAUGAACAAUCCAAGAGUAUAUCGGAGAUUCGAGAGACUAGUAGCAACGAAGUAAAGAGAGGCGGUGGCGAUCAGCCGGCGCCGGCAAAAAGGGCUAAGAGCGAAGCAGCGUCUCCGUCACCCGCUUUCAAGGUGAGGAAAGAGAAAAUGGGGGACAGAAUCGCUGCGCUCCAACAAUUGGUUUCACCUUUCGGAAAGACUGAUGCAGCCUCAGUGCUCUCUGAAGCCAUUGAAUACAUUAAGUUCUUACACCAACAAGUUUCAGCUCUGAGCAACCCAUACAUGAAAAGUGGAGCUUCUUUACAGCAUCAACAGAAUGAUCAUCCAAAAGAGAUGGAAGCAUCAGAAGAACCGGAUCUUAGAAGUCGAGGUUUAUGCCUAGUUCCAGUUUCAAGCACAUUUCCAGUGACACACGAUACUACAGUAGAUUUCUGGACUCCUACAUUUGGUGGGACUUUUAGAUAG